Messenger RNA from Filobasidium floriforme, 1961 nucleotides. RefSeq lists its product as uncharacterized. The record is from RefSeq and is a predicted model, not a curated record. The transcript has 4 exons. Lineage: Eukaryota; Fungi; Basidiomycota; Tremellomycetes; Filobasidiales; Filobasidiaceae. The coding region runs from base 272 to 1801 and encodes 509 amino acids. Gene Ontology annotation, molecular function: D-amino-acid oxidase activity; FAD binding.
CACACAACAUCGACAUAGACUAGAUAGACUACGUCGACCACAUGGACCAGCCGGGGAUGAUUGGCGAUCUCUGAACGGGACGGAAGACGGGAUGACUCGACGGGACGGAUGAUACGAGCAGGGACUUGGAAGACGACCACAUAUAUAUAGCUGGACUACCGGGAGCUCGAUAGCAACUUUCGAUCUCUGAUAGGGUCUACUCUUCACCCCGCUGCAAAGUAAGUGAUACCACAACCUACGGUCUUCGAGAUACCCUCAAGCUUCAAGGAAAAUGUCAACCAUAAUAAUCGGCAGCGGCAUAAUCGGCCUAACAACCGCCAUCCGCAUCCUCGAAUCCCAGUCCCCUAACUCUAACAAAGAGGUCUUUAUCAUCGCCUCCCGCCUCCCGACCGACGAGAACCUAACUAAAGACCCCGAAUAUGCCAGUGCGUGCGCGGGGGCUCAUCACUUGAGUUUCGCUGCGGAUGACGAUGAACGUCAAGCUCGGUGGGAUCGGAGGACGUUCGAAAUCAUGCAAUCCGAACUCUCUUCUGAAGGGGAACAAGCGACCGGCCUGAUGUCCUUACGCCAGACCGAGUAUUUUACUGGGGACGAGAAGCACUUGAAGUUCUUGGAAGGGUAUCCUGAAUUCCAAAUAACCCCCCCUCACCUCCUCCCCCCCUUCAGCACCCACUCCGUCUCAUUCCGUUCCUUGACGAUGACACCGUCGACUUACCUCUUACGUCUCACUCGGCGGAUCUUAGAGCUGGGAGGGAAGAUUUGGAGGGGGAAGUUGGUCGGUUUGAGGCCUUUGGAGAUCGAUUUUGGGUUCGCCGAGCAAGGUCAGGAGGAGGAUCAAGACCAGUCUAUCGGGCCCGAGGGCACCGAUAAUCUCACCACCACGAUCACCACCUUCUCCUCCGAAGGGAACCCAAAAGCCCGCCCUACCCUUCCUCUCUCAGCCCUGGGGAACAUCGCCAACCUAAUCCUAUGUGUUGGCAUCGGCGCUUCCUCCGGCCCCACCCAUCCCACCUCCUCCUACAACCUCUACGGUAUUCGUGGUCUCUCCGAAAAGGAAAAACAAAAAGUAUUCCCCGUGACCGGACAGGUGGUGCGGAUCAGGGCUCCUUGGGUGAAAGAAGGGUUUACUAGGCAGGUCGGGAGUCUGGGCGGCAGCCGUGGAUCUUAUCAAGACAGCACGAAAGAGCUCAACAAAGAGGAAAACAAAGAGGAAAACGAAGAGGAAAACAAAGAGGAAAACGCAGAGCUCAACAAAGAAGAACAAACAGACAGAGAAGGCGGAGAGGGCGGUCAACGGACUUAUAUCAUCCCUCGGUCCAAUGGAGAGGUUGUUUUGGGUGGGACUCGGGAUAUCGACUUAUGGGACCCAACCCCAAACCCCUCGACGACGGAAGAUAUCCUCCACCGCUGCCUGACCAUCCACCCUUUCCUCCUCCUUGGUCACCCUACCACCCCUCUCCCCGCCUCUGCUCCUAUGGCGGAGAAGAUGGAGGUCUUAAGGGGGUUGGUGGAGGAGGUGGUUGUUGGGUAUAGACCGUCCAGGGAGGGUGGGCCUAGGGUUGAGCGGGGGGUCGAUAUCGACCUUGAAAUCGAUCCCGAAGACAAUACCGACGCCGACGUAGAUGGCGAGUUUCAGAGUGCAGAAGAAAGGCAGAACGGGAAGAGCUUAAAAGCGCGCAAGGUGAAGAAGUGCAAGGUCAAGGUGUUCUAUAACUACGGACACGGAGGAGCGGGCUGGCAGGCUUGUUGGGGAGCUGCGGAGGAGACGAGGGACCUUGUACUGGCCGCCGAGGGGAAUUGAUUGAUAGGUUGUGGUUGUAUGUCAGAGGUUGUUGUACGUAUCGUCAUCGAUUUGUCGUGAAUGUCUGUCUCCGUUUGUCCGCGUCAUCACUCGUUGGAGGACGAUGACAUCGGCCACCGAGACGAGCGUCAAUGAGAGCAUAUUCAUGUGUUCAUGUUCA